AUGGACAUAAACCCUCACCCGCAUAUUCCCAAACACAUUUUUGAGGAUUUGAUAAAGAAAUUCCACUACAUUGAUACCACCCUAUCUCUUCACUAUGCAGCGCACACAACCGAUCCAUUGGUAACCAAUCUCCUAGAUACCGCUGCCGAAAUGGGCCAGAAAAGGAUUAAAGUCAGCGACUUGGAAUGCAUCAUAUGUGUAGAUUCCUCCACUUACUUUUUGUACAAAAAAGGAGAUAAUUACUAUGAUUAUUCCCAGAUUUACCUCAAGAUUCCAGGCAUUUUCAGCCCAAAAUCAUUAUCCCAAAGGAAGUCCGCCUUCACCCAGCAAGUAAACAAAUGGAUAGCAGAGAACCAAGGGAGAGCUUCCUUGCAUUGUCAGCCUGUAGAAGAGAUAUUGAAACAGAAUGAACAAAUAUCAACUAUCACUUCUGAUUCCUUACCCUUAGUAACUUCAGCAUUAUCGAUAUCGUCAGCAUCUUCUACAUCCACACUGUCGAAAUCACUGCCGACAAAAAUAGUCAAACCUCGCUCCGGCUCUUCUUCUCCGACGAAACGUAAAGGUGGAAUUCUCCUUUCAGAUUUGAAGAACGAUUCCUCCAAAUUUAAGUUUCAGCUGCGGGACGAAGAAGUCGAGAAACAGAAAAGCAACGGUCUUUCUCUUCUCGACAGAAUACGUCUCAAGGAAAAGCUCCAGAAAGAAAAAGACAGAGAAGACGAGAUCAAUAACAGUCCACAGAAGAAGUAUGAACGAUAUUUGCUAGACAAGAGCAUUCCAAUUUAUGACAUGAUCUACCAGAUGACAAAAGAAAACCAGCUUGGAAGCACAGACCAAGCAAAGGAACAACCUACAACUCUUUCGGUGACGAAAUUGACAGCAAUUAUCACCGACAGCAUGUCGUACCCCAUUGAAAAAGACGAGAUAGUAGAUGCCUUAAACCUCAUGGAGAAGAAAUUGAAAGACUUAUGUCUCUUCAAUAUAAUCAGAAGAAAUGAUAUAGUCGUUCUCAAAGUAGGUCAGCUUCUGAGAGAUAGGGACUUACAAAUGCUCAGGAAGUAG
Messenger RNA from Scheffersomyces stipitis CBS 6054, 1059 nucleotides. RefSeq lists its product as uncharacterized. The record is from RefSeq and is a predicted model, not a curated record. NCBI's taxonomy places the organism in Eukaryota, Fungi, Ascomycota, Pichiomycetes, Serinales, Debaryomycetaceae. The transcript has a single exon. Bases 1 to 1059 code for a protein of 352 amino acids.